This is a messenger RNA of Nematolebias whitei (Rio pearlfish), 1320 nucleotides long. It is a transcript of the gene fbxo5, whose product is annotated as F-box protein 5. Bases 1 to 1320 code for a protein of 439 amino acids. Gene Ontology annotation, cellular component: nucleus. The record is from RefSeq and is a predicted model, not a curated record. The transcript has 5 exons. Gene Ontology annotation, molecular function: protein binding. Lineage: Eukaryota; Metazoa; Chordata; Actinopteri; Cyprinodontiformes; Rivulidae. Gene Ontology annotation, biological process: regulation of mitotic nuclear division; negative regulation of meiotic nuclear division.
AUGAAAUGUCCUGUUUUUGACAAUAGUAAGAAGGACAACACCAUGGAGGAAACCUUUGCUGUUGCACAAGAGUCCAAGGUGAUGCAACUAAAGGUUUCUCCAAUUAAAGAGACAAGCCCCACCAAACCUCAGAGUUCAUCCAAAGAAGUGACAACGGUGUUACUCUCAGCCAAGAACAACACCAGUACAGUUCACAACAAAGAAAACAACUCUAGAAGAGAUCCAGGGACACUGGAUGACUGCUUAGAAGACAGUGGCUAUUUAUCUUUGCAGAACAGUCAUAUUGACCUUAAUGUAGAGUUGGAGGAUACUCACACACAGGGGAAACUUACUGAAGAGCUGUAUUCUGCCACAACACAUCAAGAAAGGACUAUUUUAUCAGAUAAAUCCCCCUCUAAAUGUCAAAGUAAGGCUAAGGCCAGCCAUCCAUUGCUUCUGGACAUUGCUGCUACUCCUGUGGAUCAUUCUAAAAGGAAAACUGCAGUGCUAUCAUCCACCCCCUCCAACCAACAUGGCAACCCCAAUUUACCCAUCUUGAAGUUUCAGCAGGACGUGUGUGAAGAGCUUGCUAAGAACUUCAAAAAGAAUAAGAAGUAUGACUGGAGCAUCAUCCAAGAGGUUGCAAAUGAGCAUCUUUUGGAUCGGGUGAUUGGACGCCACAUGGGCUUGGAGUACGUUGAUAUGUUUACAUAUUUGCUGUCCAGGAACAUGAAGAGGAUCUUAAACGACAUCCUGGGUCUGCUAGGAGAUCUAGACCUCAUUAGUUGUAAGAAAGUAAGCAGAACAUGGAGAAAAAUAAUCUGCGAGGACAAAGCCGCUGUAAGAAGGUGUCAGCUAGCCGAGCAGCAGCUCAGGGAGUCUAGCAGCUCUCUGAGGUCCUGUGGUCUGACUAGAGAUGUAGCUGUGUCCAGGGUGGUACUGUCCUGCGUGCAGACUCUGGCCUCUUCGAGCACGCCAUCGUCAUCCUCUUUCAACCAAAGCAGCAGAAACGUUAAACGCGCGGCUAACUCACAAAAAGGCAGCAGCUCUCAGUGUUCUCGCUUCAAUGAGUACGCACAGGCUGCCAGUCGUCUGAAGCAGCACGAGUCUCUGCGUCAAUGCAGGCGAUGCGGCUCACCAGCGAUCCAUUUGCCUGAAGUUCAGAGGGCAACAUGCACUCGCCCCAGCUGCCUUUUUGACUUCUGCACCUGCUGUCAAGAAGCUUUUCAUGGCUCAACCCCCUGCCGAACAGUACAACCCAAAUCGCGCUUUACCUCCUGCAAGACGUCCUCUAUCCUCCCCGGUAGCGCUCGCAGCAAAAGAAACCUCAGACGCUUGUGA